This is a messenger RNA of Tupaia belangeri chinensis (Chinese tree shrew), 4782 nucleotides long. RefSeq names its product NUAK family kinase 1 (gene NUAK1). Gene Ontology annotation, molecular function: tau-protein kinase activity; ATP binding. The record is from RefSeq and is a predicted model, not a curated record. Gene Ontology annotation, cellular component: cytoplasm. Lineage: Eukaryota; Metazoa; Chordata; Mammalia; Scandentia; Tupaiidae. Gene Ontology annotation, biological process: microtubule cytoskeleton organization; intracellular signal transduction; protein phosphorylation.
CGGCCCCGACUUGGGGCCCGGGGUGCGGAGCUCUUCCCCCGAGGCGGUGGCGGGAGCGACUGCAGCCCCCGCGGUGACGGCCCCGGAGCUCCGGAAGCCACACGGGGUGAAGCGGCAUCACCACAAGCACAACUUAAAGCACCGCUACGAGCUGCAGGAGACUCUGGGCAAAGGCACCUAUGGCAAAGUCAAGAGGGCCACUGAGAGGUUUUCGGGCCGAGUGGUUGCUAUAAAAUCCAUUCGUAAGGACAAAAUUAAGGAUGAACAAGACAUGGUUCACAUCAGACGAGAGAUUGAGAUCAUGUCAUCCCUCAACCAUCCUCAUAUCAUCAGUAUUUAUGAAGUGUUUGAGAACAAAGAUAAGAUUGUGAUCAUCAUGGAAUAUGCGAGCAAAGGGGAGCUGUACGAUUACAUCAGCGAGCGGCGACGGCUCAGCGAGAGGGAGACCAGACACUUCUUUCGGCAGAUCGUGUCCGCCGUGCACUAUUGCCAUAAGAAUGGUGUGGUCCACCGGGACUUGAAGCUGGAAAAUAUACUGCUUGAUGACAACUGCAAUAUUAAGAUUGCUGACUUCGGGCUUUCCAACCUGUACCAGAAGGACAAGUUCUUGCAAACGUUUUGCGGGAGCCCACUCUAUGCAUCUCCUGAAAUUGUCAAUGGGAGGCCUUACCGAGGGCCAGAGGUGGACAGCUGGGCCCUGGGCGUAUUGCUUUACACUCUGGUUUAUGGAACAAUGCCCUUCGAUGGUUUUGAUCACAAAAACCUCAUUCGACAGAUCAGCAGCGGAGAGUACCGGGAGCCUACCCAGCCCUCAGAUGCUCGAGGACUUAUUCGGUGGAUGCUGAUGGUAAACCCUGACCGCCGGGCCACCAUCGAGGACAUCGCCAACCACUGGUGGGUGAACUGGGGCUAUAAGAGCAGUGUCUGUGACUGUGAUGCACUUCACGACUCUGAGUCCCCACUCUUGGCACGGAUCAUCGACUGGCACCACCGUUCCACCGGGCUGCAGGCUGAGGCAGAAGCCAAAAUUAAGGGUAUAGCCAAACCUGGGAACUCUGAAGUCAUGCUGGAGCGGCAGCGGUCAUUGAAGAAAUCCAAGAAAGAAAAUGACUUUGCUCAGUCUGGCCAAGACUUAGUGCCUGAAAGUCCAACCAAGUUGAGUUCUAAGAGGCCUAAGGGGAUCCUGAAGAAGAGAAGCAACAGCGAACAUCGCUCUCACAGCACUGGCUUCAUUGAAAGCGUUGUAGGCCCUGCCUUACCCUCUACCUUCAAGAUGGAGCAGGACUUGUGCCGGACUGGCAUGCCCCUCCCAAGCUCCCCUGAGGCAGAGGUGCCAGGGAAACUGAGCCCCAAACAGUCGGCCACAAUGCCCAAGAAAGGUAUCUUGAAAAAGACCCAGCAGAGAGAAUCAGGUUACUACUCAUCCCCAGAGCGCAGUGAAUCUUCAGAGCUGUUGGACAGUAAUGACGUGAUGGGCAGCAGCAUCCCAUCCCCUGGUCCCCCAGACCCUGCCAGGGUGACCUCUCAUAGCUUGUCUUGCCGCAGGAAGGGCAUCUUGAAACACAGCAGCAAGUACUCAGCGGGCACCAUGGACCCAGCCCUUGUCAGCCCUGAAAUGCCCACACUGGAAUCCUUGUCAGAACCUGGUGUCCCUGUCGAGGGCCUCUCCCGGAGCUAUAGCCGUCCUUCUAGUGUCAUUAGCGAUGACAGUGUCCUGUCCAGUGACUCGUUUGACUUGUUAGAUUUGCAGGAGAACCGCCCUGCCCGCCAGCGCAUCCGCAGCUGUGUCUCUGCCGAAAACUUCCUCCAGAUCCAGGACUUUGAGGGGCUCCAGAACCGGCCCCGGCCCCAGUACCUGAAGCGGUACCGGAACCGGCUGGCGGACAGCAGCUUCUCCCUCCUCACAGAUAUGGAUGACGUGACUCAGGUCUACAAGAAAGCACUGGAGAUCUGCAGCAAGCUCAACUAGUUCUCCAGGGUGCAGGGUCAGGGCAGGGUGGUGGGCACCAGGGAGGAAGGGGAGCAGACUUGCUAACAGGCCAGCUACCUCCUUGCUGGCCAUGACAAUAGACUAAAAAGGAUUGGCACCAUCUUGCUUGGCCACGUUUGUAGCCUUGAGCAAGCAACUAAAAGGGAGAAGAGGGCUCUUUGCCAGUUCUGCCAACUGCCAGUUAGAAUUUGGGUCUAACUGGCAUUUGCUUUAUAGCACCUCUUAGAAGACCAACUGUCCAGGAGAGGUGGAAUUGGCCAGCACUUAGUGAGAGAAAAGGAAACAGAUAUGUACAGGGGAAGAGACAUUUCCCUAGAAGCCCUCCAGUGCUUUUGGGUAAAGGUCAAGAAAGACUAGGGCCAUCUGCUGUGGGUGGGCCCAAGGAGCUUGCUCCUUUUCUCCUCAUAUUAGCAAGUUAGUCUGACUGCAUGGGGUUGGCAAGUAAUUUCAGCAACCUGAACUUGAAGUGAUGAUUGACUAACAGUGUCUGCUGGGCAUGCUGUUUUGAGUAACCCAGGCAUGUCUGGAAGGAGUACUAUGACUGAAUAGUAAUGGCCGCCGUGGGAAUUAGAAGGGAGGCAGCAGUGCUCAAGUGUGGCUGUCAACCUGACCUGGCUAGAGACCUGGAAAUUAGGUUAAGGUAUCUUUCAUGCUCUUUGAUAACUUGCUACUCUAUUGAAAACAGGGCCUUGUUCAGAGAGGGAGUGUGCUGAACUCUGUGAAGGGCAGAGAGUCAAGCCAUGGUGAUUUGUCAGUUCCUUGCUGUCCACCUCCUCUUCCCUGAUUCCUGCUCUGCUCCUUAGAGCAAACCCCUGAGGGUGGUGAGGGGAAAAGCUGGCAAUAUUAGAGGUCAAAACUGUUGUGUAAUAAUAGAGCAUGAGACCCUCAGGGGUCUUUGCACAACUGAAUGGAAGUUGAUGUCCUCCAGCAAGGGGCAACUUGUCUUUUUCCUUCCAGUAUCAAAAUUAACUGGAAUCCUGCCUCUUGGGUUCUCACCUUAUGAGUGCUUUGAGUUGGAUGUGAUACUGUCUGUCGUCUCCAAAGGAUUACUUGGCCCAACCACUGGCUCUGUUCUCUGCUGGCAAAUGGUUUUUUUCACCUGUGAGUGUAGAAUCUCAGAGGUAGAUAGAUGAGUGUGCUUCUAGGGAGUUAAUACGUAGGUGCAUGAAGAAAGGACAGUCAGACAGAAAGUAUUUUCCCCCCUAAAUGUCUAUCCUGUGUCAUGAUUUUGAACUUUGACAUGAAUUCCUGGGCUUUGGGAUAAAAGAAAGUUCUGUCCACUUAAAUUGAAAUGGAAUUGAAGAAGCAGAGAGUGUGUUGGGAGGAAUGUGUAUAUACACACACACACACACACACACAUAUAUGGAACAUUUCAUUGUAAGUCAUCAAAGUGGUUCUGGAGGAGGCUGGAAAGAGGUGUGAGAGGAUUCUUAUCUGAAAGGAAAAAAAAAAUCCUAGGCUUAUACUUUCUGAACACCCAGAUUACAUAGGUCACAAAAUGUCACUCCCAUGGUGGGACAAAUUCAGGAUAUUGGGUUUGAAGUGAGUGAUCUCUGGAAUGACUCCAGUUUCUUCUGGCCUCAGUAAAUUGAAAUCCUUUCAAGAUAGCCACUUAGAUAGAUGGAGAACUGGUCCUAGAAUUAUCUUUGGAAAAAAACAACAAACAAUAUUUCCUAGGGGGAAUUCACCUUCCCUCACUAAGAACAUUAGUUAGAGUAAAAUGCCUGUUCCUUAAUGAGUAGGUUCUGUUUCUCCCCUUGCCUCUAGCAUGGUGUUUGGACUUGUGCAUUCCUUCAGGUUGAACUGAGCAGUGUAUUCUGGGAAGCUGCUCAGUUUCCUUUCAUUCAAUUCCACCUCCUUCCUGAACUCCAGUAGAGUUAAAGGGAAGAAAAAUCUGUAGAUCGCAGAUUGAGGUGGGGGGGAAAUGCAACCUCUGAGCUCCCCACUUCUUGCAUCAUUUUAUGUGACUUUUCUGAACAGCCUCUACUGCCACACCACUGGCCCCUCGCACAUGGCAGCUGGCCUCACAUGUAGCUGUCAGUAUGACUUAGGUAUGACACCUACCUACUAGUCUAUGUAUUUUUUCUUUUUUGCCAGGUGAUUAAGUCUGUUUAGUCUUUUCCAUUGUUCUGACCUGUAAGGAAAAAUGACAUGGCUAAGGAAAAUCAUUCUAUUCCCUUCUCCUCUCCCCAGAACUCCUGUAUAUUCUCUUUUGUCAAUAAACUCAGACAGUGGAUUGUCAAAGCAGGUCUUCUGCCCAGAGGCAGAAACUCAAGAGUUGAGUCCUGGUGUGCUCACGACGCUUGCAGUGUUUUAGGGGCUAAGUUUUCCUUUUAGUGAGGACUGGAGGGAUGGUCUAAGUCUGCUCAGUUCUGACAUUCAGAUGACACCCUCUGAUUCUAGAUGUGAUGUGGACUGUCCUUUCAAAGAAAAACUUGGAAGAGGAGGGAAAGAAACUUUAACAGCAGCUCCGCUGGUUCCCGAUUAAGCCCUAUCAUCCCUACCAGCCAAUUCCCAUCUAAGAAGCUGUGCUUGAUUCAUUUCCAUGGAAUUAUAUGUGAGAGACACUUUUCAUGACCCGGUGGACAAAGAAGGAGAUGGGAUGUCAGCUCUCCUGGCCCUUUGCUGACUCUGUGGGGCCUCUCCGGGUCUCUGUGUCUUAGUUUACACUCUGCCAAAGGGGUAGAAUACUUCUUUUUACAGGUAAAUUACAAGGCGCGAUCAGUUUUCAGGAAGUGCUUCAAGACCCCAGGUGAAAUGAAAACGCUACGUGCUCUCUGAAUUUCCAUCCC